Molecule: messenger RNA, 1724 nt
Organism: Dissoconium aciculare CBS 342.82
Lineage: Eukaryota; Fungi; Ascomycota; Dothideomycetes; Mycosphaerellales; Dissoconiaceae
Product: tRNA-guanine transglycosylase
Exons: 2
Coding region: 246-1544 (432 amino acids)
Molecular function (GO): tRNA-guanosine(34) queuine transglycosylase activity
Source: RefSeq, a predicted model, not a curated record
AAUGUUGAAAUUGCAUUUCCUUGGCAUUUGCGUUCAACGUGACCACAAAGCGGUAUUUCGUGAUAAGCAACAAGAUCUAAAAUAGAUGUGGAGUGCGGCACUGUGCUGAGCAGCAAGCCUCAGAUGUGGUUGCGGAACAUCCCGCCGACAGCAUUACCACGAUAUCACAUUUUCAUAACACCUGUUGACGAUAAUUACCUCUCUGAACAGCUUUGCACAAGAUCCCCUCUAGCAUCCAGAUCAAUAUGGCACAAGCUUUGUUUGAACAAUCCACCGAAGCCACAAAGCACAGGAUGUUUAACGUGAUCAAAUCUCUCAAGCGGGCCCGUUUGGGCUGUUUGCAGUUGGAGGGCAGACGACCGUUCGAAACACCACACUUUCUCGGCAUCACAUCACGAGGAAUAAUCCCGCAUAUCACACAAGACAACUUUGAACACCAGACUGAUAUCUCGGGAGUUUACGUCGCUUUAGAAGACUUCAUCGAACGCGCGCCCAAGAACGUGCCUCCACUAUAUCAGUAUCGCGAUGCGAACAAGUCUUCACCCUUGAGGCGUUUCAUUGCUUUGCCAGAGAAAACGCUUCUAGUUCUUGGGGCGAGACGGACGCCGCCUGUCGCAGCAGCAUUAUCCAACUCGAAUACGGACUCCACAGUAUCGGUCUGCACAUCUGUCGGUUUCCGCACGUUGGAGACAGACCAUUAUGCACGCGCUGUCGAGACCCUUCAAGCAGAUAUCAUUAUCGGGCUUGGCGACAUUCCGUACGAGCGUACAUUGGGCAGCAAAAGGAUAGAGACUGCCACUGAUCGUAAUAUCCAAUGGCUGGAAGAUCACAUUGCCCUACGGAAAUCCUCAAGUCCCACCACAGCAGGAUCAAGUUCGGUGCUGUUUGCAUCUCUGCUCCCAGUGAGAUGCUAUCAGCAGCGAUUCUUCGUCGACCAUCUCGCGGAACGAUUCUCGGACCAGAUUUCCGGUCUAGCAAUAUUUAGCACAGAUACCUUGGAGGAUUUACCAGAAGAGCUUGAAUACCUCCCGCGACUCGCUCUGACUUCGCCGAAUAGCCCUCAUCAGGUUCUGCGACAAAUUUCACUUGGGAUGGAUAUCUUGACGAUGCCUUUCAUCACGACGGCUACUGAUGCAGGCAUAGCCUUGCAAUUCGAUUUUCCCAUACGCAAGGAAGCACACCAGGAUGCUGCGACAGAUGUUCAAUCACUGCCGCUAGGUCUCGAUAUGUGGUCAGCCGAACACGUAGUUGAUCUUUCGCCCUUGAGCGAAGGUUGCAAGUGCUACGCAUGCACCGCCCACCACCGGGCUUUCAUCCAGCAUCUCCUCAUGGCUAAGGAGAUGCUCGGCUGGGUGCUUAUACAAAUUCAUAAUCACCACGUCUUGGAGCGCUUCUUCCAUGGCAUCAGGGAAAGUCUGGCAGCCGAAACAUUUGAACAUGACGUGAUAGACUUUACACGAAAGUAUGAAAGCCAUCUUCCUGAGAAAACAGGCCAAGGACCAAGGUAUGUAUUCAAAGCUGAUCAUGCGCGAGAACAACGAUAAGAUGAGUGGUCGCCCAAACUAACCUCGUGGGAAAAUUAGAAUGCGAGGAUAUCAAUUCAAAUCCGAAGGCCCUGGCGAAGCCAAGAAGAAUCCCGUGACUUUCACACCGCUGAACGAGAGAGCCGAAAAACAGAGCGAGGCAGCAGCUGCGCGACGGAAGAAGCGGGAAAACGCAGUGAU